ACAGCUGGAUUAACAGCGCGUGAGAUUGCCGCAGCCGAGCUCAAGUUCGAUCCCAGUUCCAAUUCAGCCGGCGACAGUUCCAAUCCGAGUUCGGCAAGAAUCAGGAGCUCUCCCCUGAAUAAAUGGGCGGCGCCGGUGGGAGCAGCAGCCCCAGUUCGAUCUGCUCCCCCACCUUCCCGAUCUCCAGACCUAGGCACGCCAUCGAUGGCGGCCAAGGUGCUCCAGCUCCGCAGCGCCGACGGCAAGGUGCUCGUCGCUCCGGCGUGGGACUAUCGCCCGGCCGCCGCCCAAGCCCUCCCGCUGGAGACGCGGGUGCCCUCGCGCGUCCUCGAGAGGGUGCUCCAGUACUGGACCAAGCACAGCCUGGCCAAGGCCACCGGUGAGUCCCGGGACUCCCUCGCCCGCUGGGACGCCGACUUCCAGCGCCGUCUCGAGGAAGACGGCCUCGCCAAGGAGGCCGCCGCAGCCGCCCAAGAACUCCGCCGCCACGGCGUCCACCAUGGAGGGCGUCCCCGUCGCCACGCCGGCACGGGCGCAUCUGGUGUCGCUGCUCCAGCCACCGCUACCCGUGCUGAUCCCGUCCGUGCCUGGUGCCAACUCGUUCACCACCUCAAGGGUGUCGACCACGGAGAACCUAGCCCAGCGCCGACGGCGCCCAUCGCUUUCCAUGCCUCCGAUAUUGCCGUCGCCGCGCGUCCUGGGCCUGCCACCACCUUGCCGGCCGCUGCUGGUGCUCAACCCGUUGGUGUCCGGUGCGCCAUCCGUGCCCGUGGACGCCAGAUGGAUGAAGACGAGGAGUCCGCUUGCCACCACCGCAAGCUCCCGGCUUCCAAGGCUUCCAAGCCUCGCUCUUCGGUCUGCCUGCCUGCCACUGCUGCUGCGCCCGUGAAGAAGGUCUCUCGCCAGGUCGCUUCCAAGGCUUGCUCUUUCGUCGGCUCUACACCACUGCCUGCCCCUGCCACUGCUGUGAAGAAGAUGACUCCAGCAGCUUCAACUCUGCGCGCAAGAAGGGGGAUGGGGGAGCUCAGCUGCAACGUUCCCAAGCAAAACCAAUCGCCAUUGCCUGUCAUUGCUGUUGCAGCACCAAUGAAGCAACCAAUUCCUUGGCUGUGUCCAGUGGUAUUACGCCUUCCCUAGUCUUUUAGUUGCUUCCUAAACCAUGCACACAUAAGUUUCAUUUAAUCUUUGCAUCUCUAGGUUCUGCACUUGCUUACCAAGAUUUCUAGUGUUCUUUGAAUCCCGUUCAGUCAUUAGUAAUUUUACUAGAGUGUCAGCAGAGUCUCCAUCUAGUCUAGGCAGCAAAAACCUUGUUAAGAUGUGUACGACAUAGUUACCACUGCAUCCAUACCUGAUCCUAAGUUAAGGGUUUAAGUAAAUAAAGGGCAUUUUCAAUAAAUCAAAGUAAGCAGAUGAGCCUAAAAAGGAAACUCAUGUACUGCAAUUCCGGCACGAGACAGAGCGUAAAACGCACUCGCCGCAAAAUCCAAAACGCCCGUUUGCUACCCGGCUUGUAGCAGGAAAAAAGGAGUAGAAUUGAACUUGUCGAUACACACGUAAUCUUGUGAGCUGCCUAGCGUUUGGAGACUAUGCUGACUCUCCUGUAAAAUUAAUCUUGGCUGAAUUGGAUUCUUAGGCAUUGGCGUCUUGGUGAGUUAAAGUUGCAGUUUCCGACGAGUAACAUUGGUUAGUGAACUCUUGUGUGUAUGUGUGGGUGAAGCUUUGAGCUAAGCAAGUCCUCAAUGUACCGACUAUCAAGUCAUAUUGUAAUCAACAUCAGAUAUGAACGAAAAAUUGUUGGCCUGAAUUUGUGCAGAGCAUUUGAGCAACUUUCUGUAUAUAUGUUUGUUGUAUGCAUCUAUGACUUAUUAAAACAUUCUGCUGCUCUAGUCGGAAAAGGGUGUGUACUGAGGCACCGAUCCAAUAGAACUCAGCUCUGAUUUCCCAAUACUUCGUUUGAGUGGUGAAGCACAGAACCAUGUUUUUGACAGUUAAUGGUUAGAAGAUUUUUUUGGUUUGAGAUA
This is a messenger RNA of Triticum dicoccoides, 2021 nucleotides long. Its product is annotated as translation initiation factor IF-2-like. The transcript has a single exon. Bases 205 to 1137 code for a protein of 310 amino acids. The record is from RefSeq and is a predicted model, not a curated record. Lineage: Eukaryota; Viridiplantae; Streptophyta; Magnoliopsida; Poales; Poaceae.